AUGUCUCUUUCAAAGCGUAAACGCGUGGUGCUGUCAAUUAAGGACAAAGUGGAUAUUUUGGAGCGUAUGAAAAAAGGCGAAUCGGCCCAAUCUCUGUCGGUGGUUUAUGGUGUGGGAAAGUCAACGAUAUCGGACAUUAAAAAACAGUCCAGCGCGAUUUUGACGUCCGCGAGCAAACUUGACUGUGAUGCAGGAUGUUCGAAGCGCAAGACCAUGAAAAGAUCCGCCAACGAAUGUUUGGAUGAGGCUCUUUUCACAUGGUUUUCCCAAAAACGUUCAUCUGGGCAACCUAUCAACGGCCCCUUGGUGUGUGAGAAAGCUUUAGACUUCAAUAAAAAAUUAGGGGGUGAUCCUAAAUUCUCUGCAAGUCAAGGAUGGCUAGAUAAAUUUAAAUCUCGACACGGCAUUCGCCAGCUUGAUAUUCAAGGUGAAAAACUCAGUGCUGACUCUUCAUCUGCCUCUGGAUUUGUGACAAGAUUUUCAGAAAUUUUAAGAGAGGAUGGUUAUGAUUUGGAGCUUGUUUAUAAUGCAGAUGAAAGUGGUUUAUGUUGGAAAAGCUUACCUUCUAAAACUCCGGCAUCCAAGAGGGAAGUGUCAGCCCCUGGAUAUAAAUCAAGCAAAGAUCGGGUCACCGUAAUGGUUUGUGCAAAUGCUACUGGUAGCCAUAGAAUUCCCAUGCUUUUUAUAGGAAAAUCCAAAAAUCCAAGAGGCUUCAAAAACGCGAAGAUACCUCUCGUUUACAAAAACCAAUCCAAGUGGUCAAUUAAUCUGAAGGAUUGUUGCUACAUGAUUGUUGAGGCCUGGAAUUUAGUUUCUCCAAGCACACUGAAAAAGGCAUGGAAUAAGUUGUUGAAAAAAUACUACGAUGAUCUCAAUGAGCCUACUGUUGAUCUACUGCCCCUUAACGAAAGACAUGAAGAAACUGAACUUGUGACUGAAAUGCUUGACACACUUGAAUCCCUCAAAGUAAGAGAAGACUGUGACGAAGAAGACGUGCUGAAGUGGUUAAAUUCUGACGCCGAUGACCAAGGAUUCCCCAUUGUGACUGAUGAAGAAAUUAUUGAGAGUGUUCUGUCAGACCCAAUUGUGGAUGACGAGGAAGAAAGCGUCGAUGACUGUGCUUUGGAACGUCCAACGGGACCCUCUCACGACGAAGCACUAAAAGCCGUUGAUGUUGUCUUUCAGUGGCUUGAAAGACAAGAGGAAGUAGAAAUCGUCCAGCUACUUCAACUUCAAAAGAUAAAGGAGUUGGCUUUGACAAAAAAAAAUAAACAAGAUGAAGCAGACGAAGAUUGGUGA
Molecule: messenger RNA, 1299 nt
Organism: Acanthoscelides obtectus
Lineage: Eukaryota; Metazoa; Arthropoda; Insecta; Coleoptera; Chrysomelidae
Source: the annotation of a GenBank genome assembly